AUGGACAAGAAUGACGAGGAAGGAUGUGGCCGCUGCCACGAAGCAAGUAGUGUGGAUUCGAGUGUCCUGGUUGGAGGCUUGAGACCGAGUCCUCGUGACGUCACCUUGCCCUACUGGCCGUGCCUGCCUCUCGCGCCGCCUCCGCUUCACCCUCCGCCAAUGGCUGGGUUAGCUUGUCACGAAGAAGGCGAGUGUUUCCUGGCAGAAAAGCAGCUGAAGAAAACCAAGAGGAUCAGAACCCGUGUAGACGCCGGCGAGCCUCGUAACCCUUACAGUGCAGCGCCAGCCUUCGCCAGUGUCGGUGGUUUGAGUAGCAAUGCUCUGUGUAUAAGUGUUGACAGUGCAGUGUUGAGCGGACCUGUGACAGCCCCUGGUGGUGCUUACUCUUGUGCCCCGCACUACAAUCUCCCUCAAACGUGGUGGAGACCACCAAACAAUUUUUAUCAUUCAACAUUACAACAUCCGAUGACUUAUUGUGCAACAGCAGGAGCUGCGGUUCAGCCUUUGCCUCUUGUGCAUUAUAUUACACAGCCUCAGCAGCCUCUGCCUCACUACCUCGUCACUGCGAGGCAGAGACAAGGAGCUGCAACUGCAGCAAUGUUGAGUGAACUUUUUGCAGGACAUAACAAGAAUAACCCACCAACUUCCCUCGAAAGCAUGGGAAUUUUGGAUAAACUUGCCAGUGGAGGAGCCGAUGCCACGGCUCUUUUACGGUCUCCUGGUCCAGACAAUGUUCUCCUCAGGGAGAUCUUGCAAGGUAGGAAGCGAGACAUCAUGACUUUAGACGAUCUUGAAGCGGCUCGUGCCUUGCAUCAAAAUAUUAAUAAUAACAAUAGUCCAGUAUAUAAAACUGGAGCGACAAAUCUCGAGUUGACGAACGCUGAUAGCAGUGCAGACGAAGCAACCAGAGAACAUAACAUGUCUCACGACAGCGCCGUAGAGGACGAUGACAUUCAGUGUGACAGUGGUGAUGCUGCGGACGUAACAGAUGUCGCUGAAUCUGGUGGUGGAAGUCCCGAUAGUUCAGGCGCUGAUUGUGGUUCAGGAAGUGCAGCAUCUGGAGGAGACUCGAAGAAAAAUCGCCUUGAAAGUAUUGUAUCAGUAAUGCGUUCAUCCCCACCUCCACCCCUGAUCACCAGCGCUAACGCUUCAAUUAACGGUUGCAAAAAACGAAAGCUCUAUUUACCACAGCAGCACGAAGCGCGACAACAGAACGAACCUUCAAGUGACUCGGCCACACCAUCUGUUAGUGGAUCACCGGUAUCACCCCCUGCAUCUCCUUUACCUCCUGGUUCGAAAAGUAGGAAACUCGACGAUCGCGACGACGAAGACAUACAAGAAAUUGAAGAUGAAGCAACAGACUUACAAAUCGACCUCAGUCUCAGGUCAGAAGCACGACUUCGUUCGCCUACAUCGCCUGACCUUCCAAGAGCAUCGUCUCCUAAACCUCAAGUGUCUAUCAACGGAGAUCUGAGGAAUGAAACUUCGUCUAACUAUCUUCUUGAUUAUGCUAAGCAUCUAUUUAGUACGAGGACCCAUCAAAAUCUGCAGCAUCAACGCAACGUUUCAGUUGUGCAGGAUUUGCACAACUCGUCUCAAGAUUUCUCCCAAAAAUUGUCGCUCCUCCGAAGUCUUGGUGGAGAGCCCGGCACUCCUGGAGGAGGUAACACUUCCGAGCUGGAGACCCUUGCAGAUCUCCUAAAGACCGAAAUUACUGCAUCUCUUAGCCUUAUUAUCGAUUCAAUUGUUAACAAGUUUGUGCAGCAACGAAAGCUUAUGAUGAAACAAAAUGAAAACACAGUUCCAGAAUUGCCUUUUUCAGCCGCCGAUUUUUCAACGCCUCGUAAUCUAAAAAUUAACGUUUCACGGCCAAACGGUCUUCAUCCACCCACGAGUUUACCUCAAAUGCGACCAAUAACUUCUGAGAGUAACUUUAACUCGUUGAAUUUGCCUCCUCACUUGCGUCCUCAGCUAUACAAACCUCCAGCACAUCUCUUCAACACAUCACUGCCAUCCGUACCCAUCGGCAAGACGUCUCCUGUAAGCCUCCAGGAGCCAGAACAAGACGAGGCGCUAAGUCUUGUCGUGACGCCGAAGAAAAAGAGACACAAGGUCACCGACUCGCGCCUAACUCCCCGCACCGUUGGACGACUGCUUGAAGAUUUGCCUCGUUACCCACAAAUGACACCCACAUCCGGAAAUUCUUCUCCGCGUUACAAUUCUCCACCGUCACCACCUCCCCAGCCUGCUCUUCCCCCUCAUUCACUAACUCAUACUCUGCAACACACUUUGCAUCAUCCCCACAUGCAUCCCAAUCGCCCCAAUCCCUUCCACCAGCCACCUCCUCCUCUGCUCCCAGUGUCACUCCCCACAUCAGUGGCAAUCCCUAAUCCUUCCCUCCACGAUUCGGGGCUUCUAUACUCGGGUGUUUACUACAACCGUGGCCCUCCUUCCCCACCUGACAACUGCAGAGAAGAAUCCAAAUUCCCAUCUUCCCAAGAAUCCAAAUUCCCAGCAAAUUCCCAUCUUCCUCCCCACCCGCCGCCUCACCCUCUGCUGCAUCCUGCCUUCUUGGCCGCGUCUUCCCCAGACUCCUUCUCACACUUCCUCAAGGGGAAUGAUGACAGAGGCUCAGACUGCUCCCCUGCUGACGUAGGCGCCUUUGAUCAGCACCCGCUGUCCUUCUACGCUGACCGCGAAUAUCCCUUCUUUGGACCUUCCACAGCGCAUUCGAGCACACUUACGCCCAUGCAUCUAAGGAAGGCCAAGCUCAUGUUCUUCUAUGUUCGAUACCCAUCGUCUUCUGUCCUAAAAACCUUCUUCCCAGACAUCAAAUUCAACAAAAACAACACCGCGCAACUCGUCAAGUGGUUCUCCAAUUUCAGAGAGUUCUACUACAUCCAGAUGGAGAAGCACGCUCGACAAGCCCUCAGUGAAGGUGCAAAGAACGCCGAUGAUCUCACGGUCACCAUCGACUCUGAACUCAUCAGGGUCCUUAACCUUCACUACAACCGCAACAACCACCUCGAGCAGAUCCCAGGUCACUUUAGGUUCGUGACUGAACAAACGCUGAAGGAAUUCUUCAAGGCGAUCCAAGACGGCAAAGACAGCGAGUCGUCGUGGAAAAAAGCUAUCUACAAAGUGAUCGCCCGCCUUGACGAGUCAGUGCCCGACUACUUCAAGUCACCCACCUUCCUGGAGCAACUCGAAUAGGGGCAGAGAGAUGCCUAGGCUUACCUAGACCUAGUGCCGCAGAUAUAAGAAUAUAUGUCUUAGUUUGUCGGUGCUAAUCUAGUGUUGCUUAGGCAUUGGUGGAUACAAGCGAGAAUUUCAUAACCCACACGGUUAAGAUCACGAGAUGUUUCUCUAGUGCGGCGUAGAACUGAGGUCAAAUUUACUAGAUGAAGGAAACUACCAACUUCGUCCUAGCGAACGAAUCGUCACAAUAGAAUUGCCUAUCGUGGCACGGCUACCUCAGAAUUGUCCAACUUAAGAUGUGUUAACUCUAAACGAUCGUCGCCUGACGUGGUACCUCAAGAAUGCCUAGUGUACGUAGGUGGUGCUAACUUGAUAGAAUUCCUAGCAUAAUAGACAAAGACCUGCCGUUACCUAGCUCAUUUAAAGACAUUACAAAGAUUAUUAUCUUUGUUGCAUUCAAGGUGCAGAAUUAGGAAGUAUGAAGCACAAUCCUGCCGCUGCUGAUUCACAGCUAGAAAUGUGUAGUCAAUGUGAGGCCAAGAAAAUCCGUUGGCUAACUACUUAACUCGCGACUGGCUUACACCCAAUAAAUAUUAACACAAAUGCGAGCCUAAUAAGCUAUGGUGUAACCCGCCAUGGGCUGAACAGUUGAAAUUAAAAUCCGAAUUCGGGAACCUUGCUCCUAAAAACCCACUCCUCUAAUCGGGCAUAUCAGAGGAUUCAUAAAUAAUAAUUUUGAGCCCGCUAAUCACAUGUUUAAAUUAAAAUUGAAUGGUGAAAAUAAUAUGCGCAAAGUUGAUAAAAGUUAGAUUUGCAAUUAGUAGGAUUUAAAAUAUUUUAGUGAGUUGUUUGGUCACUUGACGCACUCAAUAUUCCGGCGAAAAGCUCCCGAGAAACUUUGUUUUCCAAAGAUCCAAAUUCGCGAAAAUCCUUCAACAAAAGAAAGUAAUCCAUGAAGAUGUUCUUGAGGAGUGAUCACUGAAGAGCCUGAUGAUAUGUUCUUGGGCUUAAUGCGGAGAUGAUGAUGAGUCAUAAUGAUUGAUGUACAAAAUGACAUUCCAAAAUGUAAAGCAUUCCUGCCAACAAUAUUUCCGUGUUUUUUCUUCAUUUCUAUGCUGUGUGUUGAUAGUUGUAACUGUUACUUGUAUUACCAAUUGUAAAAUAACGAUGAUUUAAUGAUUCAAAUCUUUAAAGGUAUCUAUAUCUAAUAACCUAAUUUCAAUUGUAUUAAUUUAUUUUGCGGUAUUCCAGCAUAACUAGUCUGUAAGAUCAUUUCUAAAAUAUUCCAGGAAAAAAUCAUGUGAUAAUAUUCGGUUUGGGUUUUCUGAUCAACUUUUCGAUUUUUCCUUAGCAGUAGAAAUAUUUUAUUCCACAUAAUCCCGUUAUUUUCAAUGUAGUUCAUUUUCGGGCUUGAUAAUUUUUAGUUGAAUAUUAUAAAAACUGAUUUUAAACAUGUUCGUUUGAAAGUUACAACCGCUGUUGCUUUAUGAUAAAAGAAAUGUUACUUGAAUUAUGGUUAGGCGGUUACCCUAUCGUUAACUUGAUAUAACUUGUUUACUAGGUUACACCCGUUACUACUUAACAAACGUCUUUUCUCGAGGUCACUAACUGGCUUACGUCUACACUGUUUUUAAUAUAUACUUACCAUAACACUGAAACCGUUCUACUUAUACUGUAUAAUAACGAAGAGUGCUCUGCAAUAUGACGAAAUGUACAUAUGAUAACGUAUUCCUAACAACUGUAAAUAGCCUGCACUCAUUUAUGCACUAGGAAUGGCUGAGAUUUUGUCCCUGUUAGUAGUUGAGCGCGUACGAAUGUACUUGUCUCCGAGUAGCAGUACAAGACAUUAUGAUUUAGGGCAUAAUUGCAUUGUUUAUACGCGACUGAGUACAAUAACGAGUAGAACUAUCACUUGUAAAUUGUAAAUAGAGCUUAUUACCAAAACUUUCUCGGUGAGCCCUUGAUGUCCGGGACAAUGUAAAGGAGGAUCUAAAUCUUUCCUUUCAUUAUCUAUGUUUUUUCACAUUUAGUCCUCGUUUUGUUCUAAAUUAUCUAAGCAUUGAAAAAGUUCAAGAUAAUAUCGUGGUUACAUUAAACUGCAUGAAGUUCGAAGUAUUUUUAACAACUUUCAUUUUUUUCUUUAAAGUUGUUAUCAAUAUUGGUUUUCAUUGUAGCUUCAUGAAUGCUUCUAGCUUUUUGUCAUUUGAUUCAACAAGCAUUGCGUCUACUUACUCAUUUUUUUAAUUAUUACUUAUUUUAAUGACUAAGUAACGGCGAGCUUUUCUUUCUCUGCUCACAUAUGUCCACAACCUACUUUUUAUGUUAUUUUUUAUUUUUAGGCUACUUUUUAUGUUAUUUUUUAUUUUUUCCAAUUGUGCCGACGCUCUUUUAUUGAAAACUUUAAUCUAUAGUUCAAGUCUAGUCGGGUUUCGGAAAAAGACAGCUAUACGUCACAUAUUGCACUACUAGUCAAAUGACCUUCAGAAGUACAAUAGCGAAAAGUUGUGUACUUACAUGAUUUCUACAUUCAUCAUUUGAUUUACUCUUGUAUCUUUUUAGAAUAUAGGCAUCUGCAAAAAAAUUAUAUUCAUAAAUUUCACUGUCAUUCCCUAUAGAUUUAUUUACUUUAUUUCAGUCGUGCGAGACGUUUUCUACGGAGUUCAUUUUUCGGCAUUUUUGUAUUUUUUUGCGACCUUUGAGAUGCGCCUGUGAAUUUUUUAUUAGUGUUAUUGAUAUUUGUUUAAGGCCGCAAAUUUCACGAAUUCUUUUUAUUUAAGUCUAUUCCAUUGUGCACAUUUUGCAUACUGCAAUACACCGUCUCACUAUC
This is a messenger RNA of Hyalella azteca, 6025 nucleotides long. It is a transcript of the gene pros, whose product is annotated as homeobox protein prospero. Bases 1 to 3213 code for a protein of 1070 amino acids. Lineage: Eukaryota; Metazoa; Arthropoda; Malacostraca; Amphipoda; Hyalellidae. Gene Ontology annotation, cellular component: nucleus. Gene Ontology annotation, molecular function: DNA-binding transcription factor activity, RNA polymerase II-specific; RNA polymerase II cis-regulatory region sequence-specific DNA binding. The record is from RefSeq and is a predicted model, not a curated record. The transcript is spliced from 5 exons. Gene Ontology annotation, biological process: regulation of transcription by RNA polymerase II.